CUCAAAACUCAAAACUCCAAACCACCGGUCAUGGACUUCACCACCACCACAACCACCUUCGUCUUCGUCUCCGCCACGGUACUCUUUCUCUUCACCGUACUCUUCAUCAACAAAUGCCGUUCGCUUGAAUCACCAUCAUCGGUGGUAGUUAACACUAAGAAAAUCCUCUUAGGGUCCAUGGGAUGGCCUUUUAUCGGCGAAACCUUAGAUUUCAUCGCUUGUGGUUACACUGAUCGUCCUCAAUCGUUCAUGGAUAAACGCCGUCAAUUGUACGGAAAAGUGUUCAAAUCUCACUUGUUCGGGAGCCCAACGAUCGUGUCGACUGACGCAGAAGUGAGCAGAAUUGUGCUACAAAGUGAUGCCAAUAGCUUCGUGCCAUCGUAUCCGAAAUCGUUGACUGAGUUGAUGGGAGAGUGUUCGAUUUUGCGGAUCAACGGAAGUUUACACAGGAGAAUUCAUGGGCUUAUCGGCUCAUUCUUUAAGUCUCCGUACCUUAAAGCGCAAGUAACUUGUGACAUGCGGAAACUUGUUAUGCAAUCCAUGGCUGCUUGGGAAGAAGAUCGCCCUAUUUACAUUCAAGAUGAAACUAAACAUAUUGCAUUUCAAGUACUGGCAAAAGCUUUGAUCGGUUUGGACCCAGGUGAAGAUAUGCAGUUUUUGAGGAUCCAUUUUCAAGAUUUCAUUGCGGGUCUCAUGUCAUUACCCGUAAAUUUACCUGGAACCCAACUUCAUCGAUCAUUACAAGCCAAGAAAAAGAUGGUGAAGUUAGUCCGAAAAAUUAUAGCGAACAAAAGAACAUGCAAUGUUACUAUUUCACAAGGUCCAAAAGAUGUGGCCGACGUGUUACUUAACGAUAAGAGUGAAAAACUAUCAGAUGAAUUGAUAUCCGAUAAUAUGAUUGAUUUGAUGAUUCCGGGAGAAGAUUCUGUCCCUUUACUUAUAACAUUAGCCAUCAAAUACUUAUCGGAUUGUCCCAAAGCUCUCCUUCAACUUAAGGAGGAAAAUUUGGAGAUGAAAAGACGUAAAAAAGACCUUGGAGGCCUAAUGUGUUGGGAUGAUUACCUAUCAUUACCAUUUACACAAAAUGUGAUUACAGAAACACUAAGAUUAGGGAAUAUAAUAAUGGGGGUGAUUAGAAAGGCUAUGAAAGAUGUGGAGAUCAAAGGGUACCUAAUACCAAAAGGAUGGUGUGUGUUGACUCAUUUCAGAUCAGUUCAUCUUGAUGCUAAUCACCAUGAGUCUCCUCACCACUUCAAUCCUUGGAGAUGGCAGAAUAGGGAUAUGUGCAAUGGUAGCAACACUUGCUUCACUCCUUUUGGAGGAGGACUCAGGCUAUGCCCUGGGCUUGAUUUGGCCAGACUAGAAGCUUCCAUAUUCCUCCAUCACUUUGUUACCGAGUUCAGGUGGGUAGCUGAGGAUGACACCAUAAUAAACUUUCCAACAGUAAGAAUGAAGAAUAAAAUGCCAAUUUGGGUCAAAAGAGAGAAUUACAUAUGGUAGGGUGGGGGUAUGAUUGAAGAAUUUUCAUGGGCCCUUUUGUCUAAAGAAAAAGAAAAGGUAGAUGAAGACCCACACGUGUGGGUGGCCAUGACAUGAUCAUAUGUUGAUAUAUCUGUCCCAUCUUCGAACAUACACACGCAUGCAUCUUAAAAAAAGGUCACAAGCGGAAGACAGUUUAUUAGGAAAUCUUUUAUGUAAACUUGAUUAGGGUCGUCAAUUCAUUUUGCAUAGUUUGAUAUAAGUUCAAAGUUAAUUAGUGAGGUAUAACGCGUAUCAACAUAUAUCAUACAUAGGUCACAAGUGUAUUUUAUUUUU
Messenger RNA from Helianthus annuus (common sunflower), 1815 nucleotides. RefSeq names its product 3-epi-6-deoxocathasterone 23-monooxygenase CYP90D1. The transcript is spliced from 7 exons. The record is from RefSeq and is a predicted model, not a curated record. The coding region runs from base 31 to 1500 and encodes 489 amino acids. NCBI's taxonomy places the organism in Eukaryota, Viridiplantae, Streptophyta, Magnoliopsida, Asterales, Asteraceae. Gene Ontology annotation, biological process: sterol metabolic process; brassinosteroid homeostasis; brassinosteroid biosynthetic process. Gene Ontology annotation, molecular function: iron ion binding; oxidoreductase activity, acting on paired donors, with incorporation or reduction of molecular oxygen, NAD(P)H as one donor, and incorporation of one atom of oxygen; heme binding.